Bemisia tabaci is the source of this 4510-nucleotide messenger RNA. RefSeq names its product ADP-ribosylation factor GTPase-activating protein 1 (gene ArfGAP1). The record is from RefSeq and is a predicted model, not a curated record. Gene Ontology annotation, cellular component: Golgi membrane. NCBI's taxonomy places the organism in Eukaryota, Metazoa, Arthropoda, Insecta, Hemiptera, Aleyrodidae. Gene Ontology annotation, biological process: regulation of endocytosis; regulation of ARF protein signal transduction. Gene Ontology annotation, molecular function: GTPase activator activity.
CAGCAGCACUUGCAAUGUUGAUAUUUGGAUGCUGCGACUGUGCAUCUUGUGAGAUUUUCCAGUUUUCGGUCUGAAAAUGUUACACGUUUUAGAAGCUUUGAAAGUAUUUUGACCUCUUUUCUGUUCGUAAUUAGGUUCUUUCACCCUCUGUCCUUUUCAGAUUAACGUCCAGUACUUCAGUUCUCUACAUUAAGUUCUUGUGCCCUUAUGCAACUUUCUAGGCAAGUGCUCCCAACUUUGUGCCACAUAUGCUUUCCAAGAAACUGGUAGAAAUUUUCUAACGCGAAUUGAAUUUCACUGCUUUUACGUAAUUUGCAAUCCCUGAAGCAUUCGAAUCCUUCACUCGAAAGAUAAACUUUUCUCGAACCUUAUCAUCCCACCAUGGCCAGUCCCCGUACUCGACGAGUUCUUCAAGAUUUGAUACCGAAGUACAAUAAUUCGAAAUGUUUUGAGUGUGGGACUCACAAUCCCCAAUGGGCGUCGGUGACUUAUGGCAUCUGGAUUUGCCUGGAUUGCUCCGGGAAACACCGCGGUCUCGGUGUUCAUAUCUCAUUUGUUCGAUCAAUUAGCAUGGAUAAAUGGAAAGACAUUGAAUUAGAGAAAAUGAAGGUUGGUGGAAAUGAAAAAGCCAGAGAGUUUUUUGAUUCUCAAGAAGACUGGGAUGACACUCUUCCGAUUCAACAGCGUUACAACACGAAAGCAGCUGCUCUUUAUCGAGAUAAGAUCGCAACUUUAGCACAAGGCAAGACAUGGGACCCGGAAACGUCCUCGGCCAAAAAUUUUGUUUCCCCAACUAUUGGUGGAAGGAGCAGUUCAAGCAAAACCCCACAGCGCCAAACAAGCCAGCCUUCAAAUGAGCCGCCAAACUACUCAAAUAGCUAUCAGGAUCAAAACAUAAGUAGCUACCAAAACAUGACAAAUUCUCAAUUGAUUCGUGAUGAGAAGGAGGCAUUUUUUGCUAGAAAACAAAACGAAAACGCCAUGAGGAGAGAUGAUCUGCCCCCUAGUCAAGGUGGUAAAUAUGCUGGUUUUGGAUACUCUAUGGAUUCAAAUAUGCCCAAAAGUUCAUCGCAAGAUGUGUUUGGGACUGCGGCCUCCUCAUUUGCAAGUGGCUGGUCGUUAUUUUCUAGUUCAGCUACAAAGUUUGCCUCAAAGGCCACUGAAAGUGCUAUUAAAAUUGGUGGAAUUGCCACUCAAAAAGCCAUGGAACUUGGUUCCACAGUUCAGGACAAAGUCAAAGAGGGCACACUCAUUGAUGAUGUUUCAUCUCAAGUUUCAGUGUUAGCAACAAAGGUUAGCGAUUUGGGUCGGAAAGGUUGGCAAGAUUUGUCUGGUACAAAUACACCUGCCCCGACCUCAAUGCCAAGAUCACAGUCUGAUGUUACUUCCCUGCGAAGUGGUGAAAAAUCAUCACUCCUUGUCGAUACUAGCAACAAUCAACAAAACUACAGUAACAGUGAGUGGGACUCUCCGCAAAGUAUGAAGACCAUCCCAGAGACCACAGGUGGGAUCCCUCGAUCAAAAUCCUCCAAAAGCAGUACGGUUUCAAAACCAACAAACGAUGACUUUUCAAAUUUAGACCCUGUCAAAAGCAAAACCAAGUGGAAAUCAAACAAGGAAGAAGAAGAUGCGUGGGACCUUCUCAAUCAAUAAUUGAUUCAUCUUUCUAUAGUGUAAUUCAUUUCUUCAUUUUAUUGUCACUUUUUUUCUGGCAUCUGGCGCCAAAAUGAAUUUUGUUACAUUAGGACCAACAGCCAAAAAAGCAGUUUCCAGUGCAAUGGUUUAGGAACAAUACUGCUUAUCUGAAAACCGACAAUUUUGCCGGAUGAAGACAAAACUUUGAUAUUUUUGAAAUUUUAAAGUUAGAUUUGCAAUUUUUUACUUACUUUGCCAGGGUCAUUACGCAACCUCCUGCAGAAAUGGAAAAAUACUGAAAGUACCAACUUGCGUAUUUUUCACCGUAGAAUGCAGCAGAGUCUUUAACUCAUUUUCUCCAAAAUUUUAGUUAGGCAUUUUUUUCCUUAGCCCUUGCAGUGUUUUUUGGUUGUAAACAAAUUUGUGUUUUGUUACAACGUAUGUAUGCCCUUAUUUGAUAAAAGUGAAGACGAAGCAAACCAUUCGGAAAAUUGACGACCUCCCAUUUUGUUCCAAUAUCAAGAUGGAGAAGGGGCUCUAACCAAAAAGGAGCGUUUGAGUUAUGAUUCUUGCUCAAACAACUACAUAUGUCCUGUAGCCUUGAAAAAAACCCACGUUCCCCAGGAAUUAGUUCUAUUUUUUUAAUUAAUAGUGCGAAAAUACAAACGAAUUUUGAUGUGUCAUUGUUGUUCACCUGCUGUGGUUGCCCACAGGUUGAGAACGACUGGUUUCAAAAGAGAUCAGGCAAUCUGAAGGAACUAACUCGUUUGUUGACAAAAGUAAAGUGAUGUGUUUGCAAAAAGACUUGGGGAACAAUAUCCCAAACGUUCGCAAUAUUAUUGUUCUGGUUUUCUUUGUAUUUACUCGUCACUUUUCAUUCUAGCAUUCUUCUUCGCUCUGAAGUCAGAUUUUAAAAGCGAAAUUGUGGCCAGGUGAAAGAAAAAAAUCUGGGUGCCUAAUCUUUAGCAGUGUAAAAUAAGUCUCUUCCUUCCUUGUAUCAAUUCAUUACUUAACUGCCAUUGUUGGAGAAAUCAAAAAUUAGUAAUGAAAGCUGUCCGUUAUCUGGACGUAUCCGUGUGUUGAUGCUGUCAACUGCCCUUAUUUCCUGACGAAGAGUUGUCGUCUACGAGGGGAGGUUCCAAUCAACCCACCUCCUAUUUUAAAUCAUUAUGGCAUCAACCAAUGGCUUUUAAAAAUCUAUCACCCAUCAGUUUUUUUUCAGCAAAUAGACCCUCUGAAUAUCUUAAUUAAUUGAAGAGAAACAGGUUUGCGCAUGGUUUAAGUGUAACUCGGAAUGGUCGCUUGUUACCCCUUUAAUUUUUUAUGAUGUUCGGAGGCUACAUUUGCUGAAACAAAAAACUGGUGGUUAAUAGAUUUUCAUGAGUUAUAGGCUGGUAAUUAACAAAAAAGGUGUCACUAGCCACUAAUCCAUUGUUUUGAAAAAUUUGAUUAGAUUGAUUAGAUUGAUUUAGGCUUGAUUUUUCUUUCUUUUACUCUGUUGCAUUUGGACGGUGCUAUCGAUCCUCGUUGGUGUCAUGUCAUUACUUGCCCUUAAAGUGAAAAUGAAGGGUGGCUGAAGUUGCUUCAAAUUAGAAAAUCUUAUGACUUGUUGAUCGUAGACACAGUUUACAAUAGGGCACUCAACUGCUGACUUUAAGAACAGGUCUCCUAUGUUCAACAGUGGGUUGCUUCUAUAUGAAGAUUUCUUUAAAAUAUAUCUUUUUCAAAGUCUUUUGCCUCUGCAAAUUCCAAAUUUUUCCUAUAAGCUGCAUUUAUUUUACUGUAAAAGAUUCUAAUUACCCAACUGAGAACUUUUCUUGAAGCCUAGCUCAAGACCUUACCAAAAUAAAGUGAGAUGGAUAUUUUGUUUUUUAUUUAAAUUAUUUUCUGUCUUCUAAUUUGCCUUCUUGACUUUGAUCGAAGCAUUUUGAGCUAAUAAACUGUGGAAGAUUUUAUCCGCAUUACUUGUGUUCCACAAUGUUUUUUGUUUUUUAAUUUUUUAUUUUUUGUAACUGAAAAGGAGGUGAAACACUGCUUUGAAAUUUUGCUAGUGUCUCCUUUCUGAUGCAGUUGCUCGUAGAAAAUAGUAAACAAUUAUGUUGCUCAUUUAUCAGUCAAAAAAAUGAAAUUUGAGAAAAAAUCUGGCAGUAUGAAGUGCAGUUAUGCUGUUUCCAGCUAUAGCCAUCAAAUUCAACCAGAGAUUGCAGAAUUUUGCAAAAAGUUGCCAUUCACAAGCCAAAAUAAUCAUUCCCAGUGAUUUUUUCUUACAGAGAGGGAAAGGGACAGUAAUGACACUAGCCAAAUUUCUCAGUCUUGCAAUUUUUCAGAGAUCAGUCUCAAAUGUAGAUAAGAGUUUCUACCUACGUACAAUAAUUUUAUUUUAUUUAAUUUUAUCACUUAUAUUUUUUGAGAUAAGAAAUCAACGCUUUUUGAACACCACGAUUCUAUUGACCAUAGCCGAUAAUGGGCUAGACUUUUAUGACUUUCUUUGCACCAAAAUAAAAGGGAAAUCCUUUUUUGUGCAGUGGAUAAAUUAUCUCAUCUCUUGUCUUCUUCCGCAACAAGAUUUCUUUUCUAAUUUGUUGCCAUGUAUUAUUGUAUUUACCUUUGCAUCAAUUUUGCUCUAAGUAUAAUCAAACCUUCUGUGUGCAUUAAAUCAAGGAUAUAACUACAUUCCAGCGUGGAUUAAAGUUCUCUUGAAAUGCUUUAUGUCAGCGGUCAAUUGCUUAUCAUUGCGUCCGACAAAAUAAUUAUAUGAAGACAAGUGGCACUCCUGUAAGUUUUUUAGACAAAUAUUUUUUAUUAAAUCUCUCUAUUGUAUCUGUUAUGUCUAUUUUGUUCGCAGUUUUACAAUAAAGCUAAAUAUUUGUUUUAA